AUGGAGGCAGUAACAAACGGGUUAGAGAAGAAUGGUCAAUUACAGGGAUCCUCUUGUGAAGAAGAGCUCCAGGAACUAUUGCAUCAAAUCAAUGUCAUGGUGAACCGGAAAAAAAUUGAAUGGGAACAACAGUCGCAAAGUCUUGAGACUCAGCUUGAAAUGCGUGAGCUAGAAUUGGUCAAUGUACGCACAUGCCUUGAUUCAAAACAGCAUGAGGUAGAUGAGCUUCGUCAGCAGUUACAAGAUGUUGAAAACUCCCAUACGCUAAUGAUACAGAAGUAUGAAGAACAGUUUACAUCCUUGAGGUUUGAUCUCAGUCAACUGCAUAGUACCUAUGAGAAGCUGCAAAACCAUCAACAAAAGAAAGCUAAUGAGAAAUUUAAGAAAAUGGAGUUAAAACUUUUAGACUUCCAGACUGAAUUGCAAUCACGAGAUGAUCUACUGCAAGUAAACCACCUGGAACAGAAACAACUACGGAAGGAGCUAGCCAGAGUCAGUCAGUCUGUAAUGCAAAAAGAUGAUGUCCCUAGGCUUGACUUAUCACAAACACAUUGUAAUCAGCAGAAGGAUGAGCUCAGCAAAAAGGAUGAAGAGUUACAAAGAUUGCAGAGUAAGCACGUGGACAGGAACAAGGAAAGCAAUAAAUUCAGGAAUUGCAUCUGCGAGAAGGAACAGUCACAUAACUCUGAGUUGAUGGGAAUUAGAACAGAGGUCUCUAACCUUGCUACAACACUUGAUCAAAAAGAAAUCACCAUAGCAACUGUCACAGAGAAAACUACUCAUCUGGAAAAGCAACGCAGCCCUGAACUGGAAAAAAAAGAUCAAAUUUCAGUUGAAUAUUGGAUGGUUGUGGACCAACUUGAGCCUCUUAAAGUGGAGAACAAACACUUAAAAGAAACAUUGCAAAUUUUGGAGAGAUCAAUGGUAGAAAAUAAUCAACUGAAGGAGCUUCAGAAUGCGUAUGCAGCCUCUAUCCACAAACUGGGUUAUGAUAAUAAACUGUUACAGAAGGACUUGGUAAGACUAAAGGCAGAACUGGAAACGUCUACAAGGACUAGCAAGGAAAAAUAUGAGGCAGCUCUCCGACAUACACAGUAUGCUAUGGCAGAGCUGAAAGAACGUGAAAACAGGAGAGCAAAGAAAUUGCAACAAGAAAAUGAGAAACAAAUGAGGAACAUGGAGACCAAGCUUAAACAAACUGUACAACAUUAUGAAGAGAAAAUCAAGAGCCUUCAGAAGAACUGCAGCAUUCAGAAGUGUUUUAAUAUGUCUGCACCUCAUUUCGGAAGCACAGAAAACAGAGAGUAUUCACCGGAAAGAAACUUAACACCCAGAAUUAUAACCGCAGAUACUCGUUGCAAUGGUAUGAGUGAACCAUUUGUUGAUGUAAACAAAUCUGGUGAUUCUCUGUCUACUGUCCUUACCAACGGGAGCUUCCUGCCAUUGUCUCCCACAGAGAUAUCAGAUACUUCUUCAGUAACAGCACAUUUCCUCGAAGAAGAAGAAGAACGAGCCCGGGUGUUGGAGAAGUUGCUUAAUUCCCAUAUCGAUGAACUAACGUCUGAAUCAAAGCAUACACUUAAGACGCAUGCAAGAACCAAAAUAUAUUUACCAGAUACAAUAUAUUCAUGUUCACGAUGCACUUGUCAAGAUAUCUGA
Molecule: messenger RNA, 1659 nt
Organism: Mobula hypostoma (lesser devil ray)
Lineage: Eukaryota; Metazoa; Chordata; Chondrichthyes; Myliobatiformes; Myliobatidae
Product: deuterosome assembly protein 1-like
Exons: 11
Coding region: 1-1659 (552 amino acids)
Biological process (GO): centriole replication; de novo centriole assembly involved in multi-ciliated epithelial cell differentiation
Cellular component (GO): centriole
Source: RefSeq, a predicted model, not a curated record